Humulus lupulus (European hop) is the source of this 1694-nucleotide messenger RNA. RefSeq lists its product as uncharacterized. NCBI's taxonomy places the organism in Eukaryota, Viridiplantae, Streptophyta, Magnoliopsida, Rosales, Cannabaceae. The transcript has 5 exons. The coding region runs from base 154 to 1353 and encodes 399 amino acids. The record is from RefSeq and is a predicted model, not a curated record.
AAUCUGCCACGUGUCCUCAACCGCAUCCCCUUCAACCUUUUUCUCCCCAAAAAACCCUUUUUCUCUGCUCUCAGCUAGAGCUACAACUCAGUUCUCUCUUUCUUCUCUUCAAAAACCUCUUUUUACGAAGAAGAAAAGCUUCGGAGAGUACCAAUGGCGUUUGUAAUGAAGCCUUCUUCAAGGUACAGUUCGUACGAUUCACGCUCCUCAACUUCGUCUCACUUCUCAGAUCCGUCUUCAUCGACGGAGUUCAUCAAGCGCAAGUCCCCUUUACCCGCACAGAACUCAUCCUCCUCCCGCGCUCUCGUCAAAUCCAAGCCCUCUGAUGUAUCCAAGCCAAAAUCCAAGCCGUCUGAUCCGAACUUCACCACCAUGGUCAAGAAGUUUAUGGAGAAGCGUUCCAAUUCGUCUUUGUCGAAAACGAAGGUGGAUAAUCGUGUGGGUUUGGUCAUUCCUUCAGAUUUAAUCGCUGAAGAUUUGAAGAAGACGGCGAGGAAGGGAUCGAAUUUCGGAACUCUGCACAAGAAAUUGUUUGGGAAAGGAACGUCGUCAGAGAAGAAGAAGGAGGUGAAGGCGUUGACGGAAGUGAAAGGGAACACGAGGACGCUGGCUAUGGUUUUGAGGAGUGAGAGGGAGCUUUUAAGCUUGAGUAAGGAGCAGGAAAUGGAGAUUUCCGAGCUUAAGUUGGUGCUUGAAAAAAAGAAUACAGAAGUUGAGAAACUGAAGGACUUGUGUUUAAAACAAAGGGAAGAAAUCAAAUCAUUGAAAAAUGCAAUACUGUUCCCAGAUGUCAUUAAUUCACAACUUCAAGACAUUUUAGAGAAACAGGGUUCAGAGCUGAAGCAAGCGAAACAUUUAAUCCCAACACUUCAAAGGCAAGUGACUUCUCUCACAGGCCAGCUCCAAUGCAUAGCUGAUGAUCUUGCCGAGGUGAAGGCUGAUAAAUAUUCAGGGAGAGCUGGUUUUCAACAUCACAGCAGCUCCCCCAGAACACCAACAUUUAAUCACGAAGAUGCUUCUAAUUCUUUGGAAUUCAGCUCUGAUGAUCCAGCUAGUCCCUGUAGUCCGGAUGACAUGUUGCUCAAAGAUUUAAAUCCAUGCUUGACACCCUAUUACGCUAAAACAAGAUCCAAGGAAUUUGAGGGAAUUGGAUAUAAUUCUCCUCAACCACAAGAUGAAAGCUUAUCUGAAGACAAAAUGGAGUUUGGAUUCAAUUCUUUCAGUAAGAAAUUUUCCAGAAGUUCUGACUAUUGCCUAAAUUCCAAAACAGGAAACACAUUAAACCGAGCUGCUCGAAGAUCGGACGAAAUUAAAUGCACAUAUGGAAAACAAAAGCACCAUAAACUUUUUUGAAUCAUGUGUAAUUUGCUCUGUUAAUCUCAUCGGUUGUUUUUUUUUAUUGCGUUUAAUUUCUCAAGUUUUGUGGUUCUGCAAACCAUUUUUUUUUUGGUCAGUCAGCAUGUUGUAUAAUGUACAAGACGAACUACGGAAAAAUCCAAGCCUAUACCAUAAUCGAAAGGGCUUGUAUGGUCUUAAAAGUACUUGCUGGUUGUACAUGCUGACCUGAGAAUAAGUUCGAUAUGUUCUUUUCAUAGAAUUAUGCCGCAUUCUGUCACUGAAAAUAAUUUAAAUACUUAUUAUACAUGUUAUCCUGAAACAUUGAUGAUAUUCAAUGCCAAAUCGAUCGUCCUUGC